AUGUCUCAAAAACAAUUAACAAUUGCCAAAGAACGCCUUUCAUUAAGACAUGAUGAAUUUAAAGGGAACUAUGAUAAGUUUAUAAAAAAACAUAAUGUUACAAAUGAAUUAGCAAAUGAAAUACUAUCAAAAAAAUUGGAAGAAUUAAUUGAAUGCCAAUCUAAGGAAGAAACACGUUAUAAAGCUGCUCAUGUUUUAAUUGCUUAUAUUGAUAAAUGUUUCAUCAUAAAUGAUGAAUUUAAUUGUAUACAAUACUUUUUUCCUGAAGCACUUAUUACAGCAGAAAAACUUGAUAAUCUUACACUAGAAGAAAAAAAUAAAAUGCCAAUGUUUGGUAUUCCAUUUUCAGUUAAAGGAAAUUUUUUAAUGCCAGGAUAUCCAUGUGAUUUAGGUUUAGCUAAAAGAUAUAAUCAAAUUGAAACAAAAAAAAAUAGUAUUGUUGAACAUUUUGAAACAUUAGGAGGAAUACCAUUUUGUUUUACAACUGUUCCUCAAGCUCUUAUCAGUUUAUGUUGUUCAAGUCCAUUAUAUGGAAUUACUAAAAAUCCUUACAAUAAAGAAUGUACUCCAGGAGGUAGUUCUGGUGGUGAAGCAUGUCUUUUAGCAACUGGUGGUAUACCAUUUGGUAUUGGAUCUGAUCUUGCUGGAAGUAUUAGAAUUCCUGCUUCAAUGUGUGGUGUUGCUGCAAUGAAACCAUGUAAAGAAACAUUAGUUGGUCAAAAUUCUGAUAAAGGACUAGGUGGAAUAUCACGUUUAACAUUAUGUUUUGGAUUUUUUACAAAACAUGCUUAUCAACAAGAAAUUCUUUGGAAAAUAUUUUUUAAGGAUGGUAGUUAUUGCAAAAAAGUACCAUUUAAUAUUCCUUGUGGCAUUAAAUUUGAUAAUUUUGUUAAACCAACAAAAGUUGCCUAUUUUAAAACCACUGGUUUUAUAGAUCCUGUUCCCUCAAAUCGUCGUGCUCUUGAAGAUGUUUUAGAAGUUUUGAAAAAUGAUGGAUGUAAACUUGUUGAAUUUAUAUUACCACCAGUUGAAGAACUUGCUGUUGUAAUAUUUAAUUUAAUUUUACCUGAUAAUGGUACUUGGCUUUGUGAUGCCUAUAAAGGAGAAGUUGUUGAUGAAUAUAUAAAACCAUUUUUCAAAGCUUUAACAAUACCAGAAUUUGUUAAACGUAUUGGAAGUUAUCUUGCUCAAUGGAUUAGUCCACAAGUAAGUAUAAUGGCUUCAACUGGGCUUUCUGAUACCAUAUCUUUACGUAAAGUUCAUGACGAUUUGGAUAAAAUAAUUGAUGAUUUUAUUCGCCAAUUUCAAGAAGAAGAAUUUGAUUUUGUUAUAUGUCCUCAAUUUCCUGUUCCUGGUAUUCCAUAUAAAAAUAUGGCUUAUUUAGGAGCAACUGCUUUAGAUAUGGCAUUGUGGAAUGCCUGUAAUUUUCCAGCAGGUGUUUUAACAACAGAUAAAGUUAAUGAAAAAGAUAUUGAAGAACUUGAUAAAGAGUAUCAAAAUGUUGGAUGGAAUUUUGUACUAAAAAAUGUUUAUGAAGGUUGUAAACAUACUGUUGGUAUGCCAAUUGGAGUUCAAGUUAUAUCAUUACCAUAUCAAGAAGGAAAACUUUUGCAAUUCAUGACAUAUUUAGAAAAGUUAAUGACAAAAAAGAAUUAA
Messenger RNA from Strongyloides ratti, 1656 nucleotides. RefSeq names its product Fatty-acid amide hydrolase 1. Lineage: Eukaryota; Metazoa; Nematoda; Chromadorea; Rhabditida; Strongyloididae. The record is from RefSeq and is a predicted model, not a curated record. The transcript is spliced from 2 exons. Gene Ontology annotation, molecular function: amidase activity; fatty acid amide hydrolase activity. Gene Ontology annotation, biological process: fatty acid catabolic process. Bases 1 to 1656 code for a protein of 551 amino acids.